AUGCGAACUCGAUUUCUCAACAUUGACUACUUCAGCUCCGCUCCAAUCCAAACCCUAGAAUUCCUCCGCCUACCACUCCCUCACCUCCCUCCUCCGAAUCUCUCCAACUUCGAAGACCUUCACUGCUUCAAUGACGUCUCUGUUCUCAACAUCUCUCUCGAAGUUGAGAAAUUACCGGUCGAUAACGCUCUCUCCAAGUUCUUCUCCGAUGUUCUUCCUCAAAACAUCAAUAUCGAAAUUUCGGAUUUCGCAGAGACUCAGGCUUCCGGUGGAAAAUAUUGCUUCAAUGAGCCGAGAAGUUUUAGUUCUAAAAAUUGUGAUGAAGUUCGGGCUUCGGAGAAAGAUGAGGUUCUUUACAAAGAGAAGUCACUGAGGAAUCAGACAACUCUAGAAUCUGAAGCUGUAAAGGAGGAAAAUGGUAGCAGUUUUGGUUGUUGUGAACUACUCCAGUUUGAAAUGCCAGAGCUGGAUCAGUCCUUGGAAAACUCUUGCUCUUGCCAACAAGAGAGGAUGCAAAUUUUCUCUGAAGUUUUAGAAGCUGAUAUUAGUGAAGAUAUGCUCAGUCCCAUGCUCAAGGUGCAGAAUCUCUUGGAGAUUCAUGAAACAGUUUAUUCGGUAGAUGGUGUCAUUCUGGAAUACCAUAUUGAGCAAAAGGCUGAUCUGUUGGACGAUGGUGGUUCAGCUGGGGGCCAAGUCCAUCCCUAUCAGAGUGCAUUUCCUCUUUUGGAAGUGGAUGAGACAAGUUUGGGAAUUUCAAAUAGCAUGCCUAUAGAGGAUGAACUUCUACUUCUUGCAAAUGUUGAAUACCAACAUUGGCCAGAAGAAAAUGUGGUACUGGGUGAUGGGAGGGAACUUUUGGGUUCCACAGAAUUUGACAUAUUAGAGUAUCUUUUAGACCAUCAUCCCUUGAAGGCGUGUUUUGAAGCUGAGCUGUUAGGCUCAAAGUUUGUUCUAGAAACCGACUUUAUUAGUGUUAUAGAACAUUCACCUGGGGAAGGAAACUCAGGAAUUGAUCGAGGCAGACAAGAUGAUGGUUUUAUUUGGUCAAAUAACUCAGUUCUGUUUGAGGAUUUCUAUUUUCUUGAUUUGGACUCUUCUCAGUUUUUUGAAGUCCUCUCCAGCUUAGCAGCAAACAUUGAAGCAGAAAUAUGUGAACAGAUGUUUGGGAAAUCUAUGAACUUCAAGGAUUUUAAUGAAUUGGUUGUUACUCAAGAGCUCACUUUGUUAGAUGACUCUUUCAUAUCAUUGCCCGUGCCUAUUAUUUCUGGUGAUGAAAAGAUAAGGUCACUGGAUGCGUUUGUUAAGGCAACACUAUCAGAGUUGGAGCCACAGCCUUUCUCUGCAUCAGAUGGAAUAUAUUUAGACUGGCAUCUGUUGGAGGAAGGAAAUAGCAACUUUGGUAAAUAUUCUUCUUGCUGGAAAAUUUCGGAUGAGAUAGAUAUUUAUACCAGUGUUUCUGAUUUGAUAUCUAACGAUGGUGGGAUGCUGGGUUCCUGUAUGUCCUNUGAGAUAGAUAUUUAUACCAGUGUUUCUGAUUUGAUAUCUAACGAUGGUGGGAUGCUCGUAUUUGAUUUUGUUUUCUCUAAUGAUAGUCCAAAUAGGCCAAAAUUAGGAGAAAUCAAGGAAAUUCUGGACAUACCUUCUGGUGGCAUAUCUAGGGUUCCUGUAUGUCCUGAUGAUGUUUCCUCAAGUAGGUUGCCGAAUGAUGAAUGUCAAAAAGGGCUAAUGGGAGAAGUCUCAUCUGACAUCGAGACUGAGAAGGUUACACAGUCUGUUGAAUCCAUGUCACAUUUUAAUGAUCUUGACUUUUUCUUAAACCCUCUGGAGUCUACUGGUGGGAAAAAUCAUAAAGCUGUGGUCAAGGCACUUGAUAUGAAAGCUACAUUUCCUGUGGUUUCAUUAACUGAUUCAAUGGCAGCAGGUGCUACCAGUGUAGUGCAAUCUCAAAAAUGGGAUAUCAUCUUGCACAAAAUUAAAUUAUCGGCUGAUAUCUUGGCCCUUAUUGAUAGUUUACAAAAGAGCUGUCUAGCCAUCUUAGAGAAUGACACCGAGCUGACAGAAACACAAUGUACAUAUCCUGUGGAUGAUUCUACUAUGUUAAGCCUUUCAAAAGAUAAGCUAAUGGACUGCAUUAAGAAAACAAGUUCAAAAAGAACUCGCUUGGCUCAUGGUGAUGACCGACUUAUGGCAUGUGUGACAUUGUAUGCAAUUAAACAGAUGGCUUGGUACCUGUGUUACUAUGGCAUUCAUACUGCAUACCUAUAUGUAGAUCAAGUAUGUCGAAGCCUGCGGUGCUUGAAACUUAGACUAAGUUGCCUACACAAUUUGAUUGAAGAUGCACACAGGAAGGCUGAGAUGAAGAUAUCUGAGUUCCAUCCAUCACUUGGUGUUAUACAUGCGAUUUUGCAAUCAAACUUGAGCAAGAUUAGUUUGAAAAUAUUGAUUGUGGCCGAGCAAGUUAUGUGGUGGCCAUUGAAGCGGUUGUUAACUUCCAUGAAGAUCUCAUAUAACGAGCUGCAAAAUUUUCAUGCACAUACAAGUCAACAUGAUGCAUGUUAUAACAGUGAGUACACAGAUACUGCAAUGGAUGCUGUGUUUCGUUCAGAUUGCUACUUGGUAUCCCCUGAGCAUGUUUCUGCAUCAUUUCCGUUUGGAAUAUUUGGCAUUAUCUUGGAAUAUGGAGGUUCAUGUGGAUCACCUAGAAUAUGGACUUUAUCUUCGAAGGUUGCUGGUUCCCCUAUUCUUCAUUUCCUCAAGAAAGGAGAUCCACAUUCUAUCUCAACCCUGAAUGAGAUCAACCAGUUGGAAGAAUUGCUAAACUUCAUACCUGUUGAGGAGGAGCACAAGAUGGAAUAUUUGGAUUCUGCAGAUGAUGUUAAAGCUUGCUAUAUGCCUCUGCGAGUUUCAUGUGUGCCAGUGGCUAUGGAGUCAAAGCAAACUUGCACAAGCACACCUUCCCAUAACACUAUAAUUGUUGUGAACACGCAAAAUUUUGAUACGGAAAUGAUAAUUUCCAGGAGAAGCACAUACCAAAGGAUUCUUGCAAUGGAGAAAGAAGGAGCACAAGUUGUUGAAAGAGAUUUAAAUCUGCCUGUAGACGUUAUAGUUAGUGCUGCAGUUUGCCUAGCAUGGUAUGAUUGCAGAAACAUUGGAAAGAAGGCAACACCUUCAAAUGAGCCUUCUUCAUCCUUACCUUCAUGUAUUGAGAAUAUUGCGGCAAAUGUUCUGACUUCACUGAGUUUUACUUUCAAGAGCUGCAUUCUGGUCUUUGAAGGAGACUGCAGUUUCCUUGCUGGCAUAAUGGAAUCUUCAGAUGAACUGUAUGCUGCAGCGGCUAGCCUGGGUGUCGGUUUUCAGCUCUUCUGCUCCUAUUCAUCUGAGAUGACUGAUGAAAUCUUAUUAAGCUGCAUUGGAUAUGCUGUUAAAUUGACUAGAGGCCUGUAUCCUAAAAUGCCCGAAUCAGAAACUCUAGCAGAAUCUUUUCUUACGGCAUUUCCUUCGAUUAAUCCACUUUCAGCUCAUGCGAUUCUAUCUUCAGGAGGCGUGCUUGUUGAGUUCCUUCAAUGGUCACAUGAGCAUAGGAUUCGUGCAGUUGAAAAAUAUCAUGUUCCUGAUGAAAGUGUCAUGUUAUUAAGUGCUUUGGUCAGAUAUGGAGAGCGGGAGGAUUCUAAAUCUGGAAUGACAGACUGCUCCUCUUCUGUAUCGUCUGUGCCAGAUUCAGAGAAUUGUCGUGGUAAAAGUGACUCCGAGAGGAGCAAAGGAAAAUGCACUAGAAGUUCUCAUCACACCCACAUACCUGUGGAAGACUUAUUGUCUUUCAAGUCAUUAAAGCUAUUUACGGAAGGCAGUCCGAGUGCUCUUAGAGAAUUCAAGCAAUAUAACUCUUGGAUUUCAACAAGUCCUGAAAAGUUUGAUGACGUUGGGAAAUGCAACAUGUCAUUUGAUGAUAUAUUGUUCAGUCAAAAACAACAACCUGAUAUAAAUAGUAUGAAGAAUCCUUCCAGAGUAUGUAAGCCAUAUGAUUUCCAGAUGCCAGAAAUUGAAAAAAUCGGUCUACCUAUGAAUGAUAUGUUUUUGGGUAAAGAUCAGGGAUUAGAUAAAACAGCGAUGACUAAGUUGGAUGGGCGCAAUAAUACUAUAUCUGGAAGUCUGCAGCAUAAUUUUUUUGGUGAAGUUAUUGACAUUAAUGAUAAGGAAUUUUCAAUUGCAAACUCCUCAAGUUUUUUGCCUUUGGUGCCUGAGAUGAAAAGAGAUUCUGCUGCAGGAAUUUCUACGACUGCAAGAAGAUUGUCAUUUGGUACAUGCAAUCUUCCUACUUUUCCAACAGCUGCUGAAAUUAACUCUGAUUCGGAUGCCUGUAUUUUUAUUGGGGAUCCUGGACAAAGUUUGAGGGAUGGAAUUAAUCAGCAUUCAGAUGCAUAUUUCAACAAUGACAACAUGCCUCCAAAGCACCCACAUAAACUUUCAGAGGAGGGCAAUCUGAAAAUUUCCACAAGUUUUCAUAAUCCGUCAUUCCAGCAAAAGGAUAUGAGACAUUAUGGUGGAACUCCCCUUUCAAAUGCCAUUUCCUCUGCUCAACAGCAGCAAGGAUCACCCUGGACAAUAGAAUUUCUGAACAGAAUCAGGGAAAAAAGCAGAUUGCGUCAGCAGUCUCUGCCACACGACUUUUCUGCCCCUUGUUUUCGGUAUUCUGGGAAUAUAUCAAAGGCUACUAAGAGGAAAAGUCCAUCUAUUCUUGACUUUUACAAGUACCAAGGUGGCAGCACUCCCAAGAAAAUUAUUGAGCAAAGGAGGCAAAAGCGAUCUAUACAGCCUUCAAGUUCAUCCAAGAACGAGAAGACUUCAGCUUCCGUUCGUGCAACAUGGACUCCAGCUGAUAAGAGAGCAAGAAGGACGCUAUCAUUUGCAGCAAAUGGAAGUGGAGGUCAAAGUAAGCUGGUCUGGAGUGACAAGGAUGGUAUCCCUCUGAGCAGAAGAUCUUACCAUUGAAGUUUUGGCAGAGGGAACCUGGAGUGACUGGGCACCUACUGGUGCAACAUUUAUGGGAAGCAGACAUAUAACUUGAGAUUUUG
Ilex paraguariensis (yerba mate) is the source of this 5072-nucleotide messenger RNA. The record is from the annotation of a GenBank genome assembly. NCBI's taxonomy places the organism in Eukaryota, Viridiplantae, Streptophyta, Magnoliopsida, Aquifoliales, Aquifoliaceae.